CAAACUGAUCUCGCCGCUCACUCGUCAGUCAGUCGUGCGUCGGAUUCAGAGAAUCAAACAACUGUACAUUUCUAGUAAUAAAAGCCAAAAAAUCAGAACAAUCAUGAGCACCAAUGAAAAUAACAGUGAAGUGGCCGUUGACAAGGUCGGGGACGAGAAGGCGGACGCGAAAAGUGAUCUAAAAGGAGCGAAAAGAGCAGCAGAGGAAAAAACGACAGAUGCGAAAAAGGCGCGAAAGGAAGAAAAUGGCGGCGGCGGGGAAGAUGAGCCACAUAGUGACGAAGAAGAUUUAGAAGGAGAGGGAGAAGGUGAAGAAGAUGACGAUGAGGACGUGGAGGGCGAAGAAGGCGACGAAGAUGAUGAGGAAAUAGGAGAGGGAGAGGACGAUCUCGAAGGCGAUGACGAGGAAGUAGAAGAAGAAAUAUUAGACGAAGAAGAUGAUGAGGAAGACGCGUAAUACGUCUUGUGCCUCUGUAAGGACAAUGUCACAGUGAAGUGUUGUGCUCGUGACGGCCCGGACUAGCGGCCUCGCGUCGCCUCAACUGCAGCAGCCCCAACCCUCGACACAAUCACAGCAGUUGGGAACACGCGAGGCCGACCACGCUCCCACCUAAAACGGGUGCAGUUUUAUUUAAAUGACAAAUGUAAUUAAUUAAGUCUAAUCCAAUGCAGAUUUUCAAUUUUUUACAAUGUUUAAGUUUGGUACCGAAGCCGUAUCUUUAUUUUUGCUCGCGUUGACGAGUUUGUAAUUAAGAAUUAGUAGAAUGCUGUUGAAUUUUUUCAUAAAAUGUACAAAUCUGUUUUCGGAAGUAAACUUAUUCUAAGUGAAACCCGCUCUGUAUUCUAGGUUUACCUACAUAUAUGAAUCUGUCUAAUGGUAAAGUUGUGAUAUUUUUCUAUGCAAUAGUUCUAUCCGUUUGUAAUAAAAUAGAAAUAAGCCUGUGUGGCAGAACUAAUGUAGUAAUAAGCGAUUAAGUCACAAAGCUCAAUUCUUCAUUUUCUUGUUGUUGAUGAGAGUUUGUGUGUACAUAUUUAGCGUAAGUGAAGCCUGUGAUUUUUAUGAUCAGAUGUAACAUAGUGUGGUUGUUUCAUUCGACAUAAUAUACAUUUCAGAAAAUUCACCCCACACUUCGUCUUGUGUGUUCUGUAUGGCCAAUUCCUUGUGCGACUUUAACGCCCCUAGGCCGUGAGAUAGUGAUAUUGGAUGAAUGAAUUUUAAUAAAUUAAGAGAUUUACGAUGUAUGAUGCUCGCUCAGGUGCUUUCGAGCUGCACAAGGAAUUGUUAUCCAGCAGUUGCAACGCUUUGACGAAUCGAGUCACUUAAAUAUUUUGAUAGACAAACAUCACAAUUUUGCCAUUAUCUCGCACUUCGCGCGCCAGCCACCCGCUCUGACCGACCGAUAAAGAGUGCGGCGGGCGCCGUGAUAGUGAAUAUACAAAACCGGCCUGUAAUCUAUGUCCAUAAUUGUUAAUUAGGAUAGUCCUCAGUUCGGUAUUCCAGUGUUUCACGAUUCGAAAUAAGAGAUUCCUAGGUUAAAGUGAUUUAGUAUUUAGGAUGUACGUCAUUUUUUAUGAGGACGCGAUAGGGCCGCGGGCGCGGGGAGGCGAUGCGCGUCAUCCCCCCUCCGCGCGACGCAGCCGGCGUGGCCUCGUUCGAUUUGCCGCGCGGCGUGGCUCCCUCCCCGCGUGCCCAAGCUACCGGCCGGCCCUGUACCAAGGCACGCCAACGCGUUCCCUCGUGUGGAAAAUUACCCGGACGAGCAUACAUUGCCGGUCGGCAGUGUGCAGGUUGAGCGGCAAUGUAUGCGCGCGCCCUGCGCGGCUGGCGUCCGGCAACCUAGACGCCGCUAGUAACAAGAGUGUUUUUGAUACCAACUUGUCGAAACUGUUUUCACUCCGAUCAGUCUUUCGCGGGUGCCGGCGGGACGAAACGCCUACGAUUCGACCGUACGUUGUUCAACACCACAUUCCUGGCCCCCGCGGGAGACCACGAGAUGUUUUUAGGAAAGCAUUUAGUUAGAGGAUUGUUCCAUUGGCGAUCGUAAACCAAAGGGAAUGUACGAUUAGAUAAAAUUGACAUGAAAUCAAUAAAAUUAACUUAUGAGUAAAUCCUAUCGUCCCGCCUUUUCAUUUUGUGGUAAGAAAGUAUGAGCUGACGCAUAUUGUGUACUAUGUACGACUUAUGUGAAUACCUUAGUACGAUUUUAUUUAUUUGUGAUGUUGAACACUAUUGAUUUUCUACAAUGGACGAAAUGUAAAUACAACCGAUUUUAAGUAAAAACGUUAUUUUGUU
Messenger RNA from Amyelois transitella, 2293 nucleotides. It is a transcript of the gene Bacc, whose product is annotated as acidic leucine-rich nuclear phosphoprotein 32 family member B. The transcript is spliced from 3 exons. NCBI's taxonomy places the organism in Eukaryota, Metazoa, Arthropoda, Insecta, Lepidoptera, Pyralidae. Bases 104 to 457 code for a protein of 117 amino acids. The record is from RefSeq and is a predicted model, not a curated record.